AUGUCACUUAAAACCCCUAAAGGAACCACUGAUUUAAACCCUGAUGACGCACUAGUGUACGAAGAUUUAAUUGAUAGAACAAAAAAUAUUUUUAAAUUACACGGUGCAGUGCCUAUUGAUACACCAGUUUUCGAAUUAAAAUCAAUUUUACUAAAUAAAUAUGGCGAAGAUACUAAACUUAUUUACGACUUGAAAAAUAAUGGUGGUGAGGAAUGUGCACUGCGAUACGAUCUAACUGUCCCUUUUUCGCGGUAUAUGUCAAUGAACAAGCUAAAAAAAAUAAAAAGAUACCAGAUUGGAAAAGUGUACCGGAGAGAUCAACCAAGUGUGGUACAGGGGAGGUGGCGCGAAUUUUUACAAGCGGAUUUUGAUAUCGCGGGUGAAAGUCUUCCGAUGAUGGCGGAUUCUGAACUUGUAUGUUGUAUGAACAGACUACUAAAAACGUAUAAUAUUGGAGAUUUCGUAAUACGCGUAAGUGAUAAACGUAUUUUAUACGGUAUUUUUGAGGUGUGUGAAAUACCUAAUAAUCUUUUUGCAACUGUAUCUUCUAGUAUUGAUAAAUUAGAUAAAAUGGCUGUAAAUGAUAUUAAUAAAGAACUUAAAUUAAAAGGAUUAACAGAUAAACAAAUUAUUAAUCUUAAUAUCUACAUUCAAAAAUCGGGAACUGUGGACGUGUUAGAUUUUUUGAGAGAAAACGAUGUGUAUAAAAAGUGUAGUGAAGCGGUUGAUGAUUUAUGUAAAUUAUAUGAAUACUGCAAGAUAAUGAAGUGUUCUGACCACCUUAUUAUUGACUUAAGCUUAGCACGAGGACUGGAUUACUAUACUGGAAUGAUUAUAGAAGGUAAAUAUUUAAAUAAAAAUAUUGGCUCUGUAGCGGGUGGAGGUAGGUACGAUAAUUUAAUUGGAUCUCUUGAAAAUUCUUCGUAUACAAACACAUAUAACGUUCCAUGUGCUGGGUUUUCUAUUGGUUUAUCAAGGAUUUUUAGUUGUAUACAAAAGCCUAAAGUUAAUACAAAUGUAAAGGUCUUUAUUAGUGCGUCGGGUAAAUUAUUUUUAGAAGAAAGAUUAAAAAUUCAGAGUAUUCUUUGGGAAGCGAACAUCAGCCUCGAGACAUUUUACAAUAAACGAAAUAAUCCAGGAGAACACAAAAAAUAUUGUGUUAAACAUGGAAUAAAAUAUCUAAUAGUUGUCAAAGAAGAACAAUAUAAUAAAGGGUUUGUUACAGUAAUUGAAGUUAAUACUAACCUGGAAAAUGUUAUUAUGAUUGAUAAUCUACCUUCACAUUUACAAUAA
Messenger RNA from Vairimorpha ceranae, 1293 nucleotides. Its product is annotated as putative histidine--trna mitochondrial isoform x1. Lineage: Eukaryota; Fungi; Microsporidia; Nosematidae. The transcript has a single exon. The record is from RefSeq and is a predicted model, not a curated record. Gene Ontology annotation, biological process: mitochondrial translation. Bases 1 to 1293 code for a protein of 430 amino acids. Gene Ontology annotation, cellular component: mitochondrion; cytoplasm.